Messenger RNA from Aspergillus brunneoviolaceus CBS 621.78, 2863 nucleotides. Its product is annotated as putative gamma-tubulin complex component GCP5. The record is from RefSeq and is a predicted model, not a curated record. The transcript is spliced from 2 exons. Bases 158 to 2863 code for a protein of 901 amino acids. Gene Ontology annotation, cellular component: equatorial microtubule organizing center; spindle pole; gamma-tubulin complex. Lineage: Eukaryota; Fungi; Ascomycota; Eurotiomycetes; Eurotiales; Aspergillaceae. Gene Ontology annotation, molecular function: gamma-tubulin binding; microtubule minus-end binding. Gene Ontology annotation, biological process: spindle assembly; mitotic cell cycle; meiotic cell cycle.
CCGACCUGCACCACUUCAUCAGCGCCGCGUAACCAACUCAACGGCCUUGAUGAAACCACAGGACGAUGGAGAGCGCUUCUUUUCGUCUUUUCCUUAGUGGCUGUGCUGAUAUUCAGAGAUAAGGUGCUCAGACUGCCUCACCUAUGUUGUGCCCGCCAUGGCUGCUACGGCCAACGUGAGCGCUCUAUUAGAAAAGCUAAUUGAGGCCGUCGCAAAGGCUGACGCAAAGGACAUACCACGCUUUGCUGCCCUCAAGCGUCGUGCCGAGGACACAGUCAAAGCUGGUGCUCAUGGCCGUACAGAUCAGUUUGCGGUUGCCAACCACCUGGAUGGACUGCAGGAGAAAUUCCAAGUCUUCAACAAAGACGAGCUUGCAGAUGCACUUCGCUCCAGGUUGCUAGAGCUCAAUGAGCACCGUAGCUCCUGGGCCCCGGAAUUUCUUUCUCUGCUGCUGGAACUUGCAGAUCGUCCGGCUCAGUAUUCACGACUGGAUCGAAUCCCAAAGCCGAAACUCCAAGAGGAGGCCGCACCGCUCACUUGGUCUGACUUCGAUGCAGCCGGGUCAGCAUUUUGCGAAGAGGAUAUCUGGGAAGCUGUAGACUACGGAGCCGAUUCUUCCGAUGAGGAGAUCGCAUCUGUUUCCCUGUCAACUGACACCCACCGCUCGCGGCCACCCCAGAUUUCUAUAGCUCCAGAAAAAGAUUAUGUGAUUCCAGAUGCUGCAUUGACAUCUGGUGAUGACGAAGAACUGGUAAAGUCGAUAAAGCAGGCACAAUUCUGGACAAGAAAUAGCCAGUUUGGUGGGGAUCACGAAGUAAUAUCUUCUUGCGCCUUGACGGAACUUGAGGUUAUUCGGGAGACAAUCUUCAUGCUACAAGGCCUGCCUACGUCUAUGUUUCGACGAUUUAAUGGCAAUGUUGAAGUAGAUCAGAACUACAAUAUUGCGCAUUUGUCGAGAGAAACUUUCUCCUCGGUUCUACGAUCCCUGAGUUCAGUCGGAACUCAAGUCGACAUUCUCAGACUGUUCGUCAGGAUGCCACAAACUAUUCCUUCUAUGCAAACCUUCCAGCGGGGGCUGGAAGGCUGUCUGAGUAAUUAUGACAUGUUUCUUUCAAAAGCACAACACCAAUACCUUUCUCCAACGUCAACCGCCUCUGUCAGUCUGCUGCAGCUCUCUGAAGAUGUGUGCCGUGAGACUAGGCUUCUCCUGUUACUGUCAGACCUAGUCUCGAAGCUUGAGACAACGUCAGUGAAUGCUUCCGUUCAAUGUCUCAAUCGUCUGUACGAUGUAGUAUGCUUGACUCAAGCGACAGGUGACGAUGAUGGGUUCGCGGUCCUUGCUGAUCUGUUCUUUUCAUGUCUGGAAACAUAUGCCCGACCUAUUCGUCUCUGGCUAGAAAACGGCAAACUAGAAGAGGCAGCCAAUCACGGGUUUUUCGUUCACCACCAGCAGAAGAAUGGUGACCUGCGAACGCUCUGGCAUGACUGGUAUACCCUCGAUGCGCUUUCGAACAUCUCCUCUGUGCCCCAAUUCAUCCAACCCAUCAUGCAGAAAGUUCUCAUUGCCGGCAAGAGCAUGGUAUUCUUGCGGCACUUGAAUAUGAGUCCGGGUGAUGAGGACCGCAGAAAAACAUCCGUGACGAUAGAAGACGUGUGCCCUCCAGAAUCCCCUUCAUCUUACCUUCCUUUUUCUGUUUUGCUCGAGUCUGCCCUCCAAAGGAUGGUGGAGGAAAACUACAAUGCUACAUCUGCGUUACUGAGACGCAAGUUUGACAAACAGUGUGGAUUGUGGGAAUCGCUUCAGGCUCUGGAGUACAUCUACCUCUGCCGAGACAUGAGCAUGUCUGGCAUAAUCGACAGUAAAAUAUUCGACCUGAUCGAUAGAGGGAAAGCGGCAUGGAGCGAUCGAUAUCUCCUUACAGAACUGGCACAGAGUAUUCUUGGUUCGAUGCCCUUUAUUGACCCGUCACGACUCAUUGUACGAUCCUCGACGGAUGGACUAAACAGCGAGAAGAGCAGCAGCCGAUCGAUGAACAUGCUUAAUGCAAUUUCAUUUGAUUAUAUUCUACCGUGGCCUGUUGCAAACAUAAUCCCGAAAUCCGCGAUCUAUGAUUACCAGCGAAUUUCCAGAUUUCUGAUGCAAAUUCGCAGAGCGAAGCAUGCACUUGUGAAACAGCGCUUACAGCAUAGCAAUAUCCAUGACAAGUUACAAGAUACGAGAAACAAUACGCUAAGCUAUGCGCUGCGACACAACAUGCUCUGGUUUCUCAACGCCAUCUACAGUCACAUGACAGACUUCGUCAUUUCAGCAGCGACCGCGUCGUUACGCAAGGACUUAUCUGCCGCCAGUGACAUUGAUGGUAUGGUCGAGGCCCACUAUAAAUUUAUGAUGUCACUUAAAGAACAAUGCCUGCUAUCGGACAAUCUUGAAAUGAUCCACCAAGCCAUUGUCUCUAUCCUCGACCUUUGUGUCCGUUUUUCAGAGGUUCAGGCCACGCGCUACGGAAGCGACCAGUCUCAAUUCGGGAGGACUUUGAGAAAUACAUACAGUCGCAAUCAUCCAGCUGUGGACCGCAAGACCCGCAUACAUAGUCUUGACGUCGAUGAUGACUUUAGCGACGAGGGUGACGACGACUUCGAUACCAAUGAUAAUGAAUCCGCUGACUCCUUCCAUGAGUCGAACUAUCUACAACAAAUAAAAGAGAUCAAAGACCAGUUCGAACAGUUAGUUGCGUCUGUGGCGGCUCGUCUGAAAGGUAUAGGACGUUUUGACGGUCCACUGAGCUGGGAUAUGCUGGCUGAGAAACUUGAAUGGAGGAAGGCGGGACAGGUCAUGAUCUCAGGACCGCUGCCAGCCUUUUAA